AUGACACCUCAUCGGCGCUGGCAUCGGCUUCUAGGUACCGAGACAGCACUCACGUCCAUUGUAUCGUGUCUCUCCUCUCGUGAAGCUGUUCGUCUAUUGGUCUCCGCACUUGCCGUAGAAAACGAGACGCUUGUAAAGUUUCUCUAUGCCCAUAACCAAGUAUUGUCUCUCGGUGACGCUCAUCAGCGUUUUACAAGCGUUUUACACUGUGCUGCUGCAUACGGAUGUGCUGAAGUUGUUCAGCGUCUCUUACGCUUUCAAUUGAGCUACCGGGGGCUCGGUAAGCGUGAGAAUUGCGGUCAGAAGGGUCAAAAGAGGACCAGGAUCUGGAUGGCUCAGAAGACUUCACCUCAGACAAAAGUCUUGGCUUGGUGUGUUCGUAAUAUCGAGUAUGAGUUUCCAGCUGAGGUCAUGUACGAAGCUGCACGACAAGGCGAUCAAGAUGUGGUCAAGUGGCUACACUGCUGUUGUCAGUACGAGAGAUACAGAGCAAUGGAGUACGCCGGUUCAACCGGGAGACUUGAAGUGGUCAUGUGGCUCUAUGAACAGGGCAAUUCUGUACAAAAUACCAACAAGACAGUAGACGAUGAAGAAGAUGAAGGAGGUGACGACACUUUAGUUGCGGUGCAUAUGGUGCAGCCACUGGAGACGAAGCUACAGGUGUUGAAUUGGGUCGCAGUCUUUCCUCUGCAGAGAUGUUAUCGAGAAGUAUUUGCAUCACGAGCAGGUCUCCUGGCGGAUGUGUUUGAUCAGCGAGACCCUUUGUUAUCGUGGACGGAUGCAGACGCCCUGUCAACGUCUCUGGGUCGAAAACGGUAUCGCGCAUUGGAUACAGCUGCAGCACAAGGGGAUCUGGUCAUGGUGAAGAAGUUACAUGAAGAUGGACGCUGGCCAUGUACGAGUCGCGCAAUGGAUAUGGCUGCAGCUAAUGGACAUUUGGAUAUUGUCAAGUUCUUGCAUGCAAAUCGACGGGAAGGAGGCACAGCAGUUGGUAUGUGCAGUGCCGCAGGCAAUGGCCAUUUAGAAGUUGUGCAGUGGCUGUAUCAACAUCGAAGCAGUGACGGAUGUCGCUCGAUGGUGCUGGAUCUAGCAGCUACGAAUGGACAUUUGGAGGUGCUGCGUUGGUUAGCGCCUCGUUUUCCGCGGUUCUCGUGCUCGCCUGCCUUUUUAUCAAGUGUGGCAGCUCAGGGCAUGAUCAAGACGCUGCAGUAUCUUCAUCGAGAGAUGAGGAUGCCGCUAGAUCGGCGCACACUUGAAGCUGCUAUUGGAUCAGGUCACGUGGAACUUGUCAAGUACAUUGCAGCGCGAGUGCCAAUUGAGAUGAAGUCCACUUUGUCUUGUACAGCUGCAGAGAAGGCAGCUGCAAGUGGUAACGUUGAAUUGCUGGCUUUUGUUGUCGAGCAGCUCAACGUUUGGUCACCGCAAGUACUGAUUGCUGCAGCCUGUACAGGUAAUGUCGCGAUGGCGAAAUGGAUUGAAAAGCGAAUGGACAAGCCUUCCGUUGGAUCGGAGGAUAUCGUGUUGGUGCGAGAGCGGCGAAAUCGUGCUGUGACUUCCAACGCCAUCGACACAAUGCUGCCGAAAUUGUCAUUGACACUUCCACUAGAGCGACGAGUAUCGUUUGAUAGUUGCUCAAUAACGGAUUGUGCCCGGCCGCUCGAUGUCGUCGAUGGCAUUACGCUGUAUCGUUGUGCAGAACUAUGUCACUUUGACAUGAUUGAGUGGUUACUACAGCACCGGUUGGCCAUGCCGAGCUUUACCCAUUUCGUGAAAGAGCUUGAGAUUGUCUCGCAUUCUGCAGCUGGUCGAAGCAUGACUGAUGAGGAUCUACUUGCUGCAGUUGAUACUUCUCGAGGUACUAAUGGAGAAACCAGCGCAGAGUCUUCACUUGCCGCUGGUAUUGCAUUUCCUGCAUUAUCGAGUGCGACUACAACUGGAAGUGACGUGAAACCUGUUGGGAAUGGAGUAAGUAGCCGCAUGACCAGUGUCCGAACACUUACGGAUGACAGGCGGUCUCGAUUUGAUCCUUUUACAUGGGCUUUACCAGCAAAGACGAGUCCGUACUGGCAAACCAAGUUCGUACGUCUUGUUUUACAGUAUUGUCCUGAGAUGUGUUUGCAACUCGAGUGGAUGCCGUUAUGGGCAGCCCAACGUGGAGACCUCUUCGUGUUGAAACAUCUUUAUUCGGUAAAGCAUCCGCAGUUAUUUACAAAGCAGACGUUCACAGCAAUCAUGCGAUAUACCAAAGCGGGGCCCACGCUUCAAUGGUUUCAAACACAUAGUCCGACACUCAUGGGUGACUCUUCGAUCGUGAAAUGGGGCGUGAAGUAUCGGCAAUUUGCAUACCUCACGUAUGUGUUUCUUACCUUCCAGCCCCGACGAACGGAAGGUCGAUUUCGACAGCAUGGAGUCGAGUAUGCUCUCCAGGUAGCAAGUGCAAUGGGUCACCUUGACGUUGUGACAUGGAUCUGUGGAAAUUGCGAGAUCUUCUUGAACGUGCCUGCAGCCGAACUGCAUGCAAAGUUAGGCAGACUGGCGAUCUGGAAAGACGCUCUACUAGCCGCAGCGCAAGCUGGUCAACUUGAAAUUUUAGCGUGGCUGCACGAGAUGUUUACCUUUUUCCAACAUGUGCCCAGCAGUUCUCGUAAGAUGGCGGUUGUCAAGUCUAUGGCGGAUGCUGCUGCUGGAUACGGCCAAUUGCGUGUGCUGCGUUGGCUUCAAGCAGUCGUUGAUCUUCCAAGUACAAAAGAGAAGGACAUCAUAACGGAAGAAGUCCCGUCAUUGGUGAAUGCAUCAACAAGAGUUGAAACGAGCUUCGUUUCGACUGAUGGGCUACUCGAAGCAAUGGUGAACCGUCACGUUGAUGUCGUACAGUGGGUUUGUGCCGUGGACAUUAACCUCGUCAGUCGGCAAACUAUCAAACGACGCGGUGAGCUCGCGACUUUUUUACGAGAAGAGGUGGACGGAUUCGUACCGUCCAAGUUGGGCUGUGUCUUUCCACCACUGUGA
This is a messenger RNA of Peronospora matthiolae, 3009 nucleotides long. Lineage: Eukaryota; Oomycota; Peronosporomycetes; Peronosporales; Peronosporaceae. The record is from the annotation of a GenBank genome assembly.